Molecule: messenger RNA, 792 nt
Organism: Cylindrotheca closterium
Lineage: Eukaryota; Bacillariophyta; Bacillariophyceae; Bacillariales; Bacillariaceae
Source: the annotation of a GenBank genome assembly
AUGAUCAAGCGCAAAGUUUUGCUACUGCCAAGAAUACAAGAUAUUCUAAAGAAAAGAAAUGGCUACAAGUAUUUCACAAAGCUUGACCAUUUGAUGUUUUUCUACACCUUUGAAAUGGACAAAGCGUCCAAGGACCUAUGUGGCAUUGUCACACCCUUUGAUAACUAUCUGGUUGUGGGGAAGUCACCUGCCCCAGCUCAGCGGGCCAACGACCCCUUGGCAACAGUAUUGAUCGACUCUUGUUUGUCGAAGACUGAGCCUCCCAACCCUCCUCGACCUUCAGCUCCUCUGUCCGUGAAGAAGCAACUUACUUAUGUUGCCGCCUCACAGAAGAAGGCUGCUAUUCAGACCAAGUACCUCUCUGAAGAAAUGAAAGCCCGUGAAGUGACACAGAUGAAUUUGACUGGGCUUCCGCGCUCAAACGCCCAGUUCCUCUGCGCUACAAUCAACUAUGAAUGGGAUGGCGACACAUCUGAGGGUGGUUCUAUUGAAAAGUGUUUCACUGAAGAAAUGGUCUCGGUUCUGUCUAUGGCUAUGGACAACGCUGAGGGCGACUUGGUCAUUCUUCCGGUGAGCGAACUCCGUGUACGGGACAAGAAGUUGUGGCUGACCUCUAAGGAGAAAGUGGAGGAGCUCACCUACAAGAAGCUCAAGCCCUACAUUGACUGGUCCUGGAAUAAUGGCGCCCGAUUUGGCUACAACGCUAAGAACCCCGGCUCCAAGACUCUUUGCACCCGCAUUCGCGUCGCCCACAACUCUUCUCUGGACGACAUGUCCCGACUCCUGGGUUAA